GAAAGGUGAGGAAAUUACUUUAUCCUAUCCUAGCAACUUCAGUGAAUCAAAUCAAAAGUCUAAGUAAAUAUAAACCAAAUUCAGUGCAUCAAAAAAUACAAUGGAUGACGACGAAAUUGUCGGCGGGGAUGUUUAUGCCCAUUUACUCAAACGCCAUUUGUACAAUUAUCCCAUGGAUGGAAGCCACAAGAAGUGGGUGAAGCCCCAAAUAAUGAUCUUAUUCGCCAGCGGAGAUUUGGACAAGGCUUUGGAGAUCAUUGUCAAGGACCUGAGGCAUCCAAUCGGAAAUGGUUUGGUGGUCAGCUUGCUCGUGGAGGAAUGCAUCCGGGAAGAGGUGAUCAAGAGGCUGCGUGCUGAGAUGCAACCCAUGGAUACACGCAUACAACGGCAUCCGCAAUAUCUCAGAUCAAUGCAGAUCAUCGACCGCCUGCACUGCCAAACUGUUCACAUGGAGGAAUUCGACGAAGAAGAUACGAAACAGCGAAAUGGUCGCCGAAUACAGGGAUCCCCGAUAGUAGUCUUGGACUUCCCCCAGUAUUAUUUUGGAGAUACGCCCACGGCUGUGAUAACCAUGAAUACCUUUCGAACGCUCAGCGAAGCGGUACGACUUUACAGGAGAGAACGGAUUAGCUUUGAGGCGACUUCUGUGUGGUCCGGGAAAUUGGCUCAGUGCUUCGAUAUGGUGACCAGAAUUCCGGAAGCCACGAACUGGACUUUCAACAGCAGUAGUCACAACAUUAGGAAACCCACCAUCACCAAUUCUGUGGUUUUUGUCGAAAGAAACGUUCACUAUGAGUUUCAUGAAAUUGGUGGCAAGAUGCACACCAUAGCCUUUCCCACUGUCCCUGCCUUGCAGGCUCUUACUGCAACGGAGAGUAAGUAUAACUUUCGCAGAGACUGAUCUGUACGAAAUAAGGCAUUUAAAUUUUAAAUGGAAGCUGGUUUUUUGAGAUAAUCUAGAUAAAAUGAAUAAUAAAUGUUGUAUUA
Messenger RNA from Drosophila kikkawai, 987 nucleotides. RefSeq lists its product as uncharacterized. The record is from RefSeq and is a predicted model, not a curated record. Lineage: Eukaryota; Metazoa; Arthropoda; Insecta; Diptera; Drosophilidae.